ACAUCAUCGGUCUGUCUGGCCUCAUCACGCCCUCGCUGGAUGAGAUGAUCUACGUUGCCAAGGAGAUGGAGCGGCUUGGGAUGAAGACCCCACUGCUGAUCGGAGGGGCCACCACCUCCAAGACCCACACGGCAGUGAAGAUCGCUCCCCGUUACAGCUGUCCUGUGGUGCAUGUUCUGGAUGCUUCCAGGAGUGUGGUGGUGUGUUCCCAGCUGCUUGAUGAGAAUGUGAAGGAGGAGUUCUUUGAGGAGACGACAGAGGAGUACGAAGACAUCAGACAGGACCACUACGACUCUCUAAAGGAGAGGCGCUUCCUGUCUCUAGCCCAGGCCAGGGAGAAAGGACUCCAUGUGGAUUGGCUUUCUGGGGCCAAACCAGUGUGUCCUCAGUUCCUGGGUACCCGUGUGUUUGAGGGGUAUGACCUGCGGAGGCUGGUGGACUAUAUCGACUGGAAGCCUUUCUUUGACGUGUGGCAGCUUAGAGGGAAGUACCCUAACAGAGGGUACCCCAAGAUCUUUAAGGACACAACCGUGGGUGAGGAGGCUCGGAGGGUGUUUGACGACGCCCAGCGGCUCCUCAACAGACUGAUAGAUAAUAAGGGUCUCUGGGGGCGUGGCCUGGUUGGCUUCUGGCCCGCCCAGAGUGUAGGAGACGACAUCCAGGUGUACGAACAUGACGUCACACCUCGCUCCUCCACGCCCCUCGCCACUUUCUACGGACUACGCCAACAGGCAGAGAAGGACAGUGCCAGCUCAGACCCCUACUACUGCCUGUCCGACUUCGUGGCCCCGAGGGCCAGCCGUGUGUCGGACUACAUGGGGAUGUUUGCUGUAGCUGUGUUCGGGGCGGAGGAGCUGAGCAAACAGUUUGAGACCCAGGGAGACGACUACAACAGUAUCAUGGUGAAGGCUCUGGCUGACCGCCUGGCUGAGGCGUUUGCCGAGGAGCUCCACGCCAGGGUGCGUCGGGAGCUGUGGGGCUACAGCGUGGAGGAGAACCUCCCGGCAGAGGACAUGCACAGGAUCCGAUACGAGGGCAUCAGGCCAGCCGCAGGAUACCCCUCCCAGCCCGACCACACUGAGAAGACCGCCAUGUGGACGCUGGGCGAGGUAGAGGAGAAGACGGGUAUCAAGUUGACUGAGUCUCUGGCCAUGACCCCAGCAGCUGCCGUCUCUGGGCUGUACUUCUCUCAUCCUAAAGCUACCUACUUCGCAGUGGGAAAGAUCACCAGAGAACAGGUGGAGGACUAUGCUGGGAGGAAAGAGAUGCCAGUGUCUGAGGUGGAACGCUGGCUGGGGCCAAUCCUGGGCUACGACACUGACUGACAGUGAUACUUCAACCAAUCCUGGGCUUCGACACUGACUGACAGUGAUACUUCAACCAAUCCUGGGCUACGACACUGACUGACAGUGAUACUUCAACCAAUCCUGGGCUACGACACUGACUGACAGUGAUACUUCAACCAAUCCUGGGCUACGACACUGACUGACAGUGAUACUUCAACCAAUCCUGGGCUACGACACUGACUGACAGUGAUACUUCAACCAAUCCUGGGCUACGACACUGACUGACAGUGAUACUUCAACCAAUCCUGGGCUACGACACUGACUGACAGUGAUACUUCAACCAAUCCUGGGCUACGACACUGACUGACAGUGAUACUUCAACCAAUCCUGGGCUACGACACUGACUGACAGUUAAACUUCAACCAAUCCUGGGCUACGACACUGACUGACAGUGAUACUUCAACCAAUCCUGGGCUACGACACUGACUGACAGUGAUACUUCAACCAAUCCUGGGCUACGACACUGACUGACAGUGAUACUUCAACCAAUCCUGGGCUACGACACUGACUGACAGUGAUACUUCAACCAAUCCUGGGCUACGACACUGACUGACAGUGAUACUUCAACCAAUCCUGGGCUUCGACACUGACUGACAGUGAUACUUCAACCAAUCCUGGGCUACGACACUAAUGCAUCCACAACCACUACCUAGAAAACAGAGGCGCUGCUCAAUGGUCAUGUCUAGAUGGGAUACAGGUUUUGGCAAAUUGACGUCAAAAUUUGACAAAUUCUAACCCUUUUCCCAACCUUAACCCAGUUCUCCCUAACCUGCUACGUUAGUUCUCCCUAACCUGCUACGUGAGUUCUCCCUAACCUGCUACGUUAGUUCUCCCUAACCUGCUACGUUAAUUCUCCCUAACCUGCUACGUUAGUUCUCCCUAACCUGCUACGUUAAUUCUCCCUAACCUGCUACGUGAGUUCUCCCUAACCUGCUACGUGAGUUCUCCCUAACCUGCUACGUGAGUUCUCCCUAACCUGCUACGUUAAUUCUCCCUAACCUGCUACGUUAGUUCUCCCUAACCUGCUACGUGAGUUCUCCCUAACCUGCUACGUGAGUUCUCCCUAACCUGCUACGUUAGUUCUCCCUAACCUGCUACGUUAGUUCUCCCUAACCUGCUACGUUAGUUCUCCCUAACCUGCUACGUUAGUUCUCCCUAACCUGCUACGUUAGUUCUCCCUAACCUGCUACGUGAGUUCUCCCUAACCUGCUACGUUAGUUCUCCCUAACCUGCUACGUUAAUUCUCCCUAACCUGCUACGUUAGUUCUCCCUAACCUGCUACGUUAGUUCUCCCUAACCUGCUACGUUAGUUCUCCCUAACCUGCUACGUUAGUUCUCCCUAACCUGCUACGUGAGUUCUCCCUAACCUGCUACGUUAGUUCUCCCUAACCUGCUACGUUAAUUUUCCCUAACCUGCUACGUUUAUUCUCCCUAACCUGCUACGUUAGUUCUCCCUAACCUGCUACGUUAAUUCUCCCUAACCUGCUACGUUAAUUCUCCCUAACCUGCUACGUUAAUUCUCCCAACCUUAACCCAAUUCUCCCUAACCUGCUAAGUUAAUUCUCCCUAACCUGCUAUGUUAGUUCUCCCUAACCUGCUACGUUAGUUCUCCCUAACCUGCUACGUUUAUUCUCCCUAACCUGCUAUGUUAAUUCUCCCUAACUCCCUAACUUGCUACAAAAAGUAAAUUCUGAAAAAAUCUGCAUCCCUUCUAGACCCUGCUUAGGGCCAGAUAAUAAAAAGAAACCUACACUUCUAGUGAAUCAAGGCUCAACUUGAAAAAAAAACAAGUUUAUUUUUUAUAGCUAUUUUCAAAAUGGCCACCUGUCAGUUAAGAAAUGGAGAUGUUUUUAUAUGGUCUAACAUUUUACAGUUUUAAUAUAACAGCUGUUGCCAAUGUCAUUUAUACUUUAUUCUGGCAAUCACAAUCUUAGAUUUGAAUAAUUAACAGAUACAUAUGGUUUAAUUUCAGAAUUGGAUCAUUAGGGACAUAUUAAGUUCUAGAAGACGUUAAUUUCCUCAGCAGUUGUUUAUUUGAGAUUGUAGUUAUGCUAAUUAGAUACAACUUGUUUACAAAAUGUUUAAUUAGUAAAAAUGGUCUUCAUCACAAAAUGUACACUUACUUGACACGCCAUAUUAAUGUCUACACCUCUAUAAAAGGUACAUGUUUUUAUGAAUGGAUAUUGUAAAUUACGGAUUUGAAUGAUUUGGAUUGUUUCACAAUUUGUCUUUAAAGAAAUGUGCCAAAAACUAUUGACUGACCAGUUAUCAUUGUCAUUUUGCAAUGUUAUCGAUUUAUCCUGGAGGUGUCCACUAUUUCUGAAAAGAAGUAGUGAUUUAUUUUAUUUUAUGAAUGUUCUGAGAUUACAGUGUUUGAUCUGGAACCAUAUUCAUUUAGUAUAAAAUAAUUUACUCAG
Messenger RNA from Oncorhynchus masou masou (cherry salmon), 3763 nucleotides. Its product is annotated as methionine synthase-like. Gene Ontology annotation, molecular function: cobalamin binding; metal ion binding; methionine synthase activity. Gene Ontology annotation, cellular component: cytosol. The record is from RefSeq and is a predicted model, not a curated record. Gene Ontology annotation, biological process: tetrahydrofolate metabolic process; homocysteine metabolic process. The transcript has 10 exons. Lineage: Eukaryota; Metazoa; Chordata; Actinopteri; Salmoniformes; Salmonidae. The annotation marks the transcript as partial.